GAGAGAGAGAGAGGGAGAGAGGAGAGACGGCGCGAUAACAGUGUUUGCCCUUCUUGGACUCAGUUUUGUGACCGGCUGACGGACGAAGAAACUUGAGGCAAUCCCACCGACAUCCUGAGGGUGUUCAACCCUCGGCGGGAAACUGAAUGAGACACUUGACGAGAGGAGUGGAGGGAAAAAAAGCAGCGGAGAGAAACUUGGUGAGAUAGAGGGAGAUAUCAGGCAGCUGGAAAAAAAACAAAAAGGAGAGGAGUGACUGACACCUGCCCUCCAGCUCGGUGUGAAGGGCAUAUAAUGGGAGAGUGAGAGGAAGGGCAUGAGGAGAGGGAAAGGAGAGGAGAGAAUGAAGACAACCGGAAAACAAGGCCUGCCUCAAAGCAAACCUGUCUCCAAUUAGGACAUCUCACCACAAGACAAGAUGAUUACGAGAAAUUUUCUCUUCUUGGUGUCCUUGUGUCUGUGGGAGGGGCUUGCGAGAGGUGCCUCAGCCAGUAAAAUUUUACGGAGGAGAGGAGUGGGCGGAUCGCACGUGGUGAAGCUGGGGGAGAGCCGUUCUAUGGACGCGAACGUGGAUUCGAAUGCAAUGCCCGUGGUUACUCUUCGAAACCUGAUUAGCCACGAGCAGGCGAGCGACGCCGGAUCUUUUUCUUACUCCAAGAUGUUGCAGAAUCAUCCUGCCCCAUCUGUAGCUAAUAAGGAGAGACAAACUUUCAAGCCCAAGCGCGAGGUUGACUCUGUGGCCCCGCGCACAUUGGCCGCUAGCAAGGAGUUUACCCAGGAUGGGAAGAAAGUCAAAAACAACACCAAGAAUGCUGACUCUUCCAAAACAGGGAGGUCAGAGAAAACUUUCACAGUUCAUCAUAAGCCAGAUCUUCACUCUAAUAAAACCAAGUUUAAAUCUGGCUCCAGGUCCAAAGGCAGGACUGAUUUCAGCGUCCAUACUACGGGCGUGCCAGGGAAAGGUUUCAGCAUAGACUCGAGCCGAAAGCUGAACCUCACUGGCAGUUACGGGGUGCUGAAGCUGCUCUCAAAAGACAACCUGGUUAGGAUUGUCAAUUCCCAAAUGCAGAGCGUUCCCAGCUUGAGCUUUCCGAGCAAGGGCAGUCGGAGCAGGAAGCGAGAUUUGAUUGACGUUAAUCACGGACAGCUAGAGCCUCAGAAAGUGCCGAGACAAGAUAUAGCUGUCACUCAGUCUCAUGUGGGAUAUGAUAAUCAGACUGCGUUUCCUUAUGCCAGCCCAGUCGCCACUACAGAUCUUAAUCGGGACCGGGGCCCUGACACUCGUAUUAAUCCGCUAAGUGAAGUCAAGCCAGCUUUAAGUAAAGGGCAGGACAACUUGGGAAAACAGGGUUCAGAUAGCGGCGAUAGCAAGAGCAAACACUUUGCUCGUUUCCUGUCAACACCUCGCAGCGAGGUCAGUUUGAGCCCUGAGAAGGAAGUAAUGAUCAGCCAAACAGAACGGCCAUUCACAUCGACAAAACAUCUCCCGCUGUACGUUCCCUCUGAAACAAAUGAGUCUCCUCCGUCUGUGCUGACAAUGCAACCCCUGGGAGUGAGACCGGGGAACAGAGCAGCAGAGUCCCGUGGAGACCCAUUAACAGAGUCAGCUCACACUGCUCAAACAGAUCUCAGCACAGCUCAGUACUCCGCAGAUGAAGACAACAAACUUGUCAACAGCAGUCAUGUCCUGAGGCUCCACCCUGCUCACGAAUGGAGCCGCAUCGGGGAAGACGCCAAGAUGCACGGCGCGGAUCCCAAAAACGCAAAGGGCCUCGUAUUUGAAGAAGCAGAGUCAGAGGUGGAAGAGGAGGAGCGCGAUCGCAUGGAGGUGAAGGGGUCACGGUCUCGCAGCAGGAGGAGCUGGAUCUGGAACCAGUUCUUUGUGAUUGAAGAAUACGCCGGGCCGGAACCUGUGCUCAUUGGCCGGCUCCACACUGACAUGGACAGGAAUGAUGGACGCACAAAGUAUGUCCUGCGAGGCGAAGGGGCAGGCUCGGUCUUCGUGAUAGACGAGAAAACGGGUAACAUCCAUGUCACCAAGCCGCUGGACCGUGAGGAGAAGGACGAGUAUCGUCUCAUUGCCACGGCCACCGACAGGCAGACCGACCGUGCUCUGGAGCCCUCGUCACAGUUCAUAAUUCGGGUGCAGGACAUCAACGACAACCCGCCUGUCUUUGAUGAAGGCCCCUACAGCGCCACCGUACCUGAGAUGGCAAAUAUAGGCACGUCUAUAAUCCAGGUGACGGCGACAGAUGCUGAUGACCCGACGUAUGGGAACAGCGCCAAGCUCGUGUACACACUGGUGCAGGGCCAGCAGUACUUCUCUGUCGAUCCCCAGACAGGUAUUCUACGAACAGCUGUACCCGAUAUGGACAGGGAGACCCAGGACCAGUACCUGGUGGUGCUUCAGGCUAAAGACAUGGGGGGGCACCUAGGAGGAUUAUCUGGGACCACCACUGUAACCGUCAGGCUUACCGAUGUUAAUGACAACCCACCACGCUUCACACAGAGUAUGUGGUCCUUCUCCGUUUCCGAGCUGGCCAUCCCGGGCGCUGAGAUAGGACGCAUCUCCGCAAUGGACGCUGACCUGGGUGAGAACGCCAAGCUGGAAUAUACCAUCCUGGAGGGGGAGAGCGGGGACACGUUCAAUAUCACCGGACUGAAUCAAGAGGCGGUCAUCACGCUCAACAAGGCCGUAGACUAUGAGAGUCGGAGCUCCUAUUCCUUCUCUGUUGAGGUCCUUAACCCGAUAGUGGACCCCCGCUUCCUACGUCGAGGCCCCUUUAAAGAUCGGGCUUCAAUCCGAGUUGCAGUCCUGGAUGCGGACGAGCCACCGAGGUUCUCUCGGGCCAGAUAUCACAUGGAUGUUUCAGAGAACUGCCCGCCGGCCUGCACAGUGGGCCGAGUCAGUGCAGUAGACCCCGAUACUGGUCUGACCAAUAAUAUCAGGUUCUCCAUUGAUCCUCAGUCAGACCCAGAGGCUCUGUUUCGUAUCACACCAGAGACCGGUCUCAUCACCACAGCGAUGGAGCUGGACCGGGAGCGUGAGCACUGGCACAACAUUACAGUCAUCGCCACCCAGAGAGACAAUCCCAGCCAAGUCUCCAGAGUUCUAGUUGCAAUAGAGACCUUAGAUCUGAAUGACAAUGCACCUGAGCUGGACAGGCAGUACAACACAGCCAUGUGUGACUCCUCCUCCAUCGGACAGGUGGUGCAGGUGUUGCGGGCGAUUGAUAGAGAUGAGGGUGGGAAUGACAGCACCGUGUAUUUCAGCAUCCCUCCAGAGUCCAGCGCUGCCCUCAACUUCAGCGUCAGGGACAGCGGUGGCCCCACAGCCAGCUUGGUGUUGCUGUCCCAGAUCCAGCCACUGUCCCGUUCCUCAUCCUCCACCUUGACCCUCUACGUGCCGCUCGUCCUGAGGGAUGGGACGUCUGGCCUCACCAGCACUGGGACGGUCACUGUGUCCGUCUGUCCCUGCCUGAAAGGAGGGGCACGAGCUGGGGAGAAAGACAAGGACAAACAGACCGAGGGCGAAUGGGACUGGGAGAAAGAAGCGGUGUGUCUUCCUCAGCAGUCCACACUGCCCUCCCCUGGGCUCAGUACAGCUGCCUUGCUGGCUAUCCUGGCUUGUGUUGCUACAUUACUGGCGGUGAGUGCCCUGUCAUUGUCGCUGCGGCGUCAGAAGCGCGACUCGCUGUCACCGCUGGAGGAGGACGACGUACGCGAGAACAUCAUAACGUAUGACGACGAGGGCGGAGGCGAGGCCGACACAGCUGCCUUCGACAUUGCCGCCCUGCAGAGUGCCCCGCACAGCUCGCGCUCACGCGGCUAUCGCACGCUGGACAGCAGGAACGUUCGUUACUCACAUCGUGCUCAAGACAAAUCUCGCACUUAUAGCUGGGCUCAGAAUCCAGGUGUGGAUCACAACUACUCAGGACCAGCAGGACCCCUUUACGGUCGUCUCUGCUACAGCAGUCACACGUUACCCAUUCUCCGUCGCGCCCCAGGAGGAACGUUCGAGCCAGGCUUAGCUGAGCUGGCGUACCGCUUUCCUGGAGGCCAGCCAGACCAUUCCCUGGUUAUCCAGAACCAAGGGGCCGUGGUCGGGCCGAUGGAGUCUGGGGCGGUGUACAUAGCUCCAACGGAUCUCAGCACAGGAAGUCGGACGGGGAGUCGGACGGAAAGCCGCGACGGGACCGCACCCCAGAGCGGGGUGAGCACGUCCGAUGGAGGGACACCGAGAACCAGCGACAGCCACGACAGAGGAGGAGGAACAGGAACCGCAAGCAACUGUACAGAAGGGAGCAGUGAGGACAAAGUUAACCUCAGUCAAAAUGUGGACUGGGUGCAGUCGGAGACAUUGCCCAGGGAGCACAACCUUGUCAUGACCCGAUCCGGCUCCCUGAUUGGUCAGGGUCACGGCGUAGGAGGCUGGGUGUGUGACUCGGCUACCCUCCCCAUGGCAGGACGCAGGGCCUCUCGUACCGGCAUGUCCCCCAAACGCACAUGUGGCAGUCUGGCUGAAUCUGACUCUGGUGGAGGAGGAGCAGGAGGGGGGAGUGGAGGAGGAGGUGGAGGUGGAAAUGGAAAUGGGACCACCUCCACUGAUGGACAACAACAACCACCUGCCAGUGGACGCAACUAUGCCACUGUCCUGCAGGGGGAAGUAUCUGGACAGAGGGACUACGCUGGCACUCUGGGGAGAGGAGGACUGGAGAUGGGAAGCAACUUUGUGGUGGCAAGGCCAGACAGAGAAAGUGGAGGAGUAUCACUGACCGGGACUCCAUCUGUCUACCCAGAAGCACCUGGCUUUAUUGGGGACUGGCGCGAUCGAGUAGGUAUGGGAGGGUAUGUUUUGGGCAGGAGGGAUAUGACCCCUCAGCUUUUGCCCUUCCCCGGGCAGCCUCGGGCAACAUAUGGCAGUGUGAUGGGCUUUGGGGCCAACUGGGUUCCAGGAAUGGAGGCAGCCAGAGGGGGACCAGGGCACGGGGGUCCCUCCUUGGCACUGCGAGUGGGUGAGUUCCUACGUCUGCGCCUUGCCCAGGUCACCUUUGAUCCCUCACAGCCGCCAUACGACUCUGUGCAGGUGUAUGGGCUGGAGGGAACAGGGUCCAGGGCUGGAUCCCUCAGCUCACUGGAGAGCGAAGGGGAGAAGGAUUCAGAGAAGGAGGAUUGGGGGGCAGGGCUGGAAGAGUGGGGUCCCCAAUUCCAGAAAUUAGCCCAGCUCUUCAAAGACAGGGAGAAAGAGAGGGAAGAUAAGGAAAAGGUUGACGAGGGUGCCAAAAAAGAGAAAGAAAUGAAUGAGGAGCCUGAGAAGAAAGUGAAAAAAGAUGGAGUGCGGGCUGGAGAAGAGGGGAAAGAUUGAGGAAGGAUAUAAAUGAAACAAAUAGGGGCAAAAGGGGGUAAGAGAGAGGGGAGGAAAAGAAGGAUGAUGAAAAGGCAACUUGAGUUCGAAUAAUGUGAAGAGAAGUUAAAGGGGAGAAAGAUGAAGAGGCAAAGUAAUAAAAAGAGACAGAGAAAAAUGAGCCUAGGGAGGAUGGAGAAUGCGAGGGCAGGGGAGGGAGUGAUUGAUGUAAUUUAUAGCAAUAAGUGUUGAAACGCUGAUAUGGUUGAGCACAGAUACUGAGACAAUGCAGAGCCUGCUUCUGCUCGGGGCAGCAACAAUUUGUUAAACGCUUUGGACAGAGAAAAACAACUCAAACAUCCAAGACUCGAUUAAAUUCAGCUCUCACGUAUGGAAUGAGAAACAGCAGGAGGCGAGAAGGAAGACGUCUGGUGCGCCGAUCUGAUCCCAGUGUCUGCGUGUUUGUGUGCGAGAAAAGUCAGUGAAAAGUGCGUGAGAACACGUGCGCAACCGAGCGCGUGCCGUACGCGUGCAUAUUUAACAGAGAUGGAGCAAAAGAGAGUGGCAGGGGGAAAUCGAAAUACCCAGAGACAAUUUUCGAGAUGAGACUGAUGACUAAUGCUGCGUAAUGCCGCAACAUUAGCUUUCAGGACGACGAGGCAGGGAAAAACACUUAACAACGAAGUUUAGAAAGUAGGAUAAGACACAGGGGAGGGGGAGAAAGUGAUGUUUGACUAUAAAGGAAAUGGGCGGCAAGGAUGUAUAGAGAGAGAAAUGGUCUUGGAAGUGAGAUGAUUGUACAGAAACUGUUGCUUUUUAUUCCAUCUGCAGUGGCAGAAAAAGUGAAUUAUUCAGCUUGCUACUCCAUUCCAAAUGAAAAUGAUGAAUCAUUUAAAUCCUGCAAAAGAUUCUUCCUCCUCUCAGCCCACGAGGAAAAACAGACAUUGUGAAAAAUUUAAAUGGUUUAGGGAUAUGA
This is a messenger RNA of Pundamilia nyererei, 6320 nucleotides long. It is a transcript of the gene cdh24b, whose product is annotated as cadherin 24, type 2b. The transcript is spliced from 14 exons. The record is from RefSeq and is a predicted model, not a curated record. Gene Ontology annotation, biological process: cell-cell junction assembly; cell migration; cell morphogenesis. Lineage: Eukaryota; Metazoa; Chordata; Actinopteri; Cichliformes; Cichlidae. The coding region runs from base 419 to 5365 and encodes 1648 amino acids. Gene Ontology annotation, cellular component: adherens junction; plasma membrane; catenin complex. Gene Ontology annotation, molecular function: calcium ion binding; cadherin binding; beta-catenin binding.